ACGCGCUGUUGUCAACUCCUGAUUGUCACCAUAUCACGUGUGUGACGCGACCCACCUCUAUCCCGUACACUUUGCCGAUUGUUUUUCGGUUUCUCUGGUGCAUGUAAUCAUCUUUGCUCCGCAAAUUACAAUAACAAUAUCAUAUUUUUCCCACUUUUCACAUUGGACAAACUAAACAACUUGUUACAUAGAGAUUGUUUGUUUUCCACGGUUUUAUUGCAUUGGCGACUGAUUGUUGUUUGUUUACGAGGAAAACGUCAUUAUUCACGAUGAAGACAUACGCGUUCUCCUCCGUCGCCGACUUCUACAACAACGAUUCGCAUCCGAAAUUCAUGUUGUUCACUACCCGCGCUCGCGCUUUUUGAUAAAUGCAUUUACUUUAUUCGAGAGCCAAAUAUUCCUUGUUUAGGUAUAUAUUGUCGGUGGAUAUGUGACAGCGCCGACAUGAAGAAAGCGCACAAUUUGAUUGCUGUGGAACCAACCGCCGAAGCCAGCGAAUCUAUCAAAAAACUGUACAAGAGUAUUACAGAAGUUUCCCAUUUUUUGGAUGAUCAACGUGGCCGUUCUUUAACAUGCAAAGAUCUUUUUGCUGUUAACAUCGAAACUCAACGUGCAAAGCUAAAGAAUUACUGUGAAAGAAUGAUUUUUGCUGAUCCGUUGUGUUAUGGAAAGAAAGCUGAAGAAAUCUUAUGGCGUAAAAUCUACCAUGAUGUUUAUUCCACUGCUAAAAUACUGAAAAAAAAUAAUGUUUGGAGUAAAAGUGAAAUGGCGUUAUUAGAAAACCAUUUUCAAUCUGGCAUUGGAUGUUAUUAUCACAUCCUGUUUAAGUUUCAAGCAGAAAUUAAAUUUGACAAGCCCAAUAUAUUUGACUUUUAUUUGUUAUCAAACGACGAUAUAGAUGCUAAUAUUGUUAAAAAAGACUGUAUAACAUUACUAAAAAAAAAUGACAAAGCUAUUCAAGAAGAAGCUGGUAUGAAACAGAUAAUUUACCGUUGUUUAAUAAGUUUGGGUGAUUUAUCACGCUACCAAUACGAACUAAACAAACUAGAUAUAUGCUACUCAACAGCAUGUCGUUAUUACCAUCAAGCAUUGAAGUACAAACCAAAUUAUGGACUUCCCCACAAUCAAAUUGGACGUUUAGCUGUAUCAAAAGACCAACACUUAGAUGCCAUCUACCGAUAUGUUAGAUGCGUUUUCAGUAUUGAACCAUUUGAAGGAGGAGAAAAAAAUUUGAUACUAUCUUUGCAGGAGAAAUCUGAAAAAAUAAACAACAUAUUUCUAGAAAAACUUUUUAUAAUCAUUGAUUUUUGGUAUAACGGGAAAGACUGUUUUCAAGAAUUAGAUCAAGUAUAUUCUGAAAUUAUUACUAUGCUACAUGAUAUGUGCUUAAAUAAUUUUAAAAAAAACAAUGAAAUGCUAAACAACAAUAUUGAAUCUUGUAAAGAAGAAAAUACAUGCAAAGGAAACAUUUCAAUUAUAAAGAAUGAAGAAGUAUUUAAAAUAAGUGUAAUCAUAAUCGCUUGUUUAAGCAAACUGCAUCAAAAUGAAUCAAAGUGUCUACCGAAGGCAGAGUUGUUCUUCUUUGCAUUUAUGGAACAAUUGAUUAUGCAAUGUGUGAAUCACUAUUUAAAAACUUUACCACAAUUAGUUGAUCCUAAUAUAGAUCAUACAAAAUUGAAUCGCAGACGUCGUAGACGAGGAUUUAUGAAACAUUCUUCGCCAGACUCUCAAGAUUGGAGCGGUGAUGAAGCUGAAAGUGUAAUAAGUCCAGAUGACGAAUCUGAUGAAAGCGAAGAGGAAAUUUUAGUAUUUGAUAUGAAGGGACCUAAUGAUGACAAAAGUAAAAAUGAGUCUGAUGGAUCAAAUGAUAGUGGUACGUCUUCAUUCAAUUCCGAUAAAAAAAAGAAUAAUCCAAAAAUGAAUUUAAUCAAUUUACCAUUUCCAGAAGCAAUUAACUUGUUUUUUAAUUGGCUUAAUGAGCGUGUGAAAUCAAUAAAUCCAAAUCUCCCAAUAGAGUUAUUGACAAACACAGUUAUGUUUUUAAACUAUUUAUCACAAUCUAACAUUGAAAAUGAUUAUCCAGAUUUUAAAGCUGAUCAGUUAUUAUUACCAGAAGAAGAACAUUUAAGAGGAAUGACAGCUUUAUAUGAAUUUAAAGUGGGUCUCUAUGACAAUCACUGUUUUAAAAAUGAGGGUGUGAUACGACUCAUGAAAAUCUUGCACUGCGCUAAAGAAGUUGCAUCAAAUAAUGUGUUGUUUACGUACGAUAGUGAAAAAAAAUGGUUCUCAUCAUGCAACACUUUAAAACAAGUCGAGAAGAAAACCGAAAUCGACGCGAAACGCGACAAACAACACGUUAUGGGCAAGUUGUGGCUCCGAGCCGAAGUCGACAAUCUAGAAGUAAAAAUGAAGUACACGUCCAGAAAGAAAAAACUUCCCACGUGCUUGGUGGUAGACACCGACGCGCUAAUCAAUCAUUCGCUGAUUGUCAAGAAACUGGUGAACAGCACGAUGUUUGUCGUAGUAGUGCCGGCUAUCGUAAUAUCGGCGCUGGACGAACAAAAAAAACUCAGCAAAGAAGUCAGGUUGACCAUACGUUGGUUGGAGUUUCAGUUGCAACAAGGUAAUUGCAACCUAAAGUCGCAGGGUAUACACGAAUCGAGACCGAUCAAACUUGAAGCAUUACCGAAGUUAACCAAAGAAGUCUGUCAUUUUAAACACAUUCUGGAAUGUUGUAAUUAUUUCAUUGACGAAUGUGAUGAAAGCAAUGGUCUUUUAACGCUAAUAACAGGAUCAAACGACCUGUUGGACUCGCAAGAGCUAAUGAAAAUGGCUAAAUCCAUUAAAAUUAAUGUUGAACACAUUCAGAAGUUUCAAAUGCAAUUAAAAAUAUCAAAAAACAAGGGUUGAUGGCUAACAUAUGGGUGUGGUUGGAUAUUAUGAUAAUUUUUUUGUUCACUCAACUGCAGCUGUUGUACAACAUCUAUCAUUGUACGAAGCCAACGACAGUUCGUUUAUCGUUUACACCGUGUCAACGUGUUUCGAUCGAGCAACGUCCGGCACUACCAGUUGCAACUUCUGAAGAAGUUGUUGAGCUCAGUAACAAAACGGACAUUUGAUGUACUCAUCGUCAUUUACCUUUGCGUAUACUGCAAAUAAUAAUAAUGUAUAAUCAAUAAAAUUCAAGGUUAUAAUUAUAAUUCCGAUAACCAAA
Molecule: messenger RNA, 3214 nt
Organism: Adelges cooleyi (spruce gall adelgid)
Lineage: Eukaryota; Metazoa; Arthropoda; Insecta; Hemiptera; Adelgidae
Gene: Smg5
Product: nonsense-mediated mRNA decay factor SMG5
Exons: 15
Coding region: 445-2910 (821 amino acids)
Biological process (GO): nuclear-transcribed mRNA catabolic process, nonsense-mediated decay
Cellular component (GO): telomerase holoenzyme complex
Molecular function (GO): telomeric repeat DNA binding; protein binding; telomerase RNA binding
Source: RefSeq, a predicted model, not a curated record